This is a messenger RNA of Perca fluviatilis (European perch), 5522 nucleotides long. RefSeq names its product stromal antigen 1a (gene stag1a). Gene Ontology annotation, biological process: sister chromatid cohesion. Gene Ontology annotation, cellular component: chromatin; nucleus; cohesin complex. The record is from RefSeq and is a predicted model, not a curated record. The transcript has 31 exons. Lineage: Eukaryota; Metazoa; Chordata; Actinopteri; Perciformes; Percidae. Gene Ontology annotation, molecular function: chromatin binding. Bases 1 to 3783 code for a protein of 1260 amino acids.
AUGAUCACCUCGGAGCUCCCUGUCCUACAGGACUCAUCCAAUGAGUCUGGGGCAACAGACGCAGUGGGCUUAAGUAUGAGCAUGAGUGAGAUUGAAGAUCCAGAGGUGAAAGGCAAGAAGAAGAGAGGGAGGCCUGGAAAACAAGCCCCGACAACCAAUAAAAAGCCUCGGAAGACACCGGCAGAAAAAGCUGUGGGCGUAGCAAGAGGGCGCGGGAAAGCCAACGGUGUGGCUCAACAUAACGGAGACGGCGGAGACCCCGUCACUCUGUUUGAAGUGGUCAAACUCGGCAAGAGUGCCAUGCAGUCUGUGGUGGAUGAGUGGAUUGAGUCGUAUAAACAGGACAGAGACUUGGCGCUGCUGGACCUCAUCAAUUUUUUCAUCCAGUGCUCAGGGUGCAAAGGCACCGUGAGGAUUGAGAUGUUCAGGAACAUGCAGAACGCAGAGAUCAUCCGCAAGAUGACCGAAGAGUUUGAUGAGGACAGCGGCGAUUAUCCUCUCACCAUGCCAGGGCCCUUGUGGAAGAAGUUCCGCUACAACUUCUGCGAGUUUAUCAGCGUUUUGAUCCGCCAGUGUCAGUACAGCAUCAUCUACGACGAGUACAUGAUGGACACGGUGAUCUCCCUCCUCACCGGGCUCUCGGACUCUCAAGUGCGAGCCUUCAGACACACCUCCACAUUAGCAGCGAUGAAGCUGAUGACAGCGCUGGUGAACGUGGCGCUGAACCUGAGCAUUCACCAGGACAACACCCAGAGACAGUACGAGGCCGAGAGGAACAAGAUAGCCGGCAAACGAGCCAACGAGAAGCUGGAGCUGCUGCUGCAGAAGAGGAAGGAGCUUCAGGAAAACCAAGAUGAAAUAGAGAAUAUGAUGAACUCCAUUUUCAAGGGAAUCUUUGUGCAUCGCUACAGGGAUGCAAUUGCUGAAAUCCGAGCCAUCUGUAUCGAGGAGAUAGGAGUGUGGAUGAAGAUGUACAGCGAUGCUUUUCUUAAUGAUAGUUACCUGAAAUAUGUUGGCUGGACACUACACGAUAGGCAAGGAGAGGUGCGUCUGAAGUGCCUGAAGGCUCUGCAGAACCUGUACACAAACCGAGAACUGUUCCCCAAGUUAGAGCUGUUCACUAACCGCUUCAAGGACCGUAUCGUAUCGAUGACUCUGGAUAAGGAGUACGAUGUGGCUGUGGAGGCCAUCCGACUGGUCACACUCAUCCUGCAGGGCAGUGAAGACGCCUUGUCCAAUGAGGACUGUGAGAAUGUGUACCACCUGGUUUACUCUGCCCACCGACCGGUGGCAGUUGCUGCUGGAGAGUUCCUGCACAGGAAAUUGUUCAGUCGUCAUGACCCACAGGCAGAGGAAGCGCUGGCUAAGCGCCGAGGGAGGAGCAGUCCCAACGGGAAUCUCAUCCGCAUGCUGGUGCUCUUCUUUCUGGAGAGUGAGCUCCACGAGCAUGCAGCCUACCUAGUGGACUCAUUGUGGGAAAGCUCUCAGGAGCUGCUGAAAGACUGGGAGUGUAUGACUGAACUUCUGCUGGAGGAGGCUGUGCAGGGAGAGGAGGUGUUGUCAGACAGACAGGAGAGUGCUCUGAUAGAGCUGAUGGUGUGCACCAUCCGACAGGCAGCAGAGGCGCACCCACCUGUUGGCAGAGGCACCGGCAAACGGGUGCUGACAGCAAAGGAGAGGAAGACCCAGAUAGACGAUAAGAACAAACUGACAGAGCACUUCAUCAUGGCUCUGCCCAUGCUUCUGUCCAAGUACCAGGCCGACUCGGAGAAGGUAGCCAACCUGCUGCAGAUCCCUCAGUUCUUUGACCUGGACGUGUACAGCGCGGGGCGCAUGGAGAAGCACCUGGACGCCUUGCUGAAGCAGAUCCGGCUGGUGGUGGAUAAGCACAUUGAGAUGGAUGUCCUCGAGGCCUGCAGUAAGACCUACAGCAUCCUGUGCUCCGAGGAGUACACCAUCAUGAACCGCGUGGACAUCGCCCGCUCCCAGCUCAUCGACGAGAUGACUGAUCGCUUCGCUCACUCCGUGGAGGAGCUGCUGCAGGAGGCUGAGGAGGCCGAUGACGACGAUAUCUACAAUGUUUUAUCCAUGCUCAAGAGACUCACGGCCUUUCACAAUGCGCACGACCUGACACGGUGGGAUUUAUUUGGGAGCUGCUACCGGCUGCUGAAGGCGGGCAUCGAGCAGGGCUCCAUGCCAGAGCAGAUAGCCGUCCAGGCCCUGCAGUGCUCCCACUACUCCGUCCUCUGGCAGCUGGUCAAGAUCACGGAGGGGGCUCCCAGCAAGGAUGACCUGGUGGCUCUCAGGAGAGUGGUAAAGUCCUUCCUGGCUGUGUGCCAGCAGUGCCUGUCCAACGUCAACACACCAGUCAAAGAACAGGCGUUCAUGCUUCUCUGCGACCUGCUGAUGAUCUUCAGUCACCAGCUGGUCUCCGGCGGCAGGGAGGGCCUCCAGCCGCUGGUCUUCAACCCAGACAGCACUCUGCAGAACGAGCUGCUCAACUUCGUCCUGGACCACGUCUUCAUCGACCAGGAUGACGAGAGUCAGAGCAUGGAGGGAGACGAGGAAGACGAGGCCAACAAGAUUGAGGCUCUACACAAAAGGAGAAAUCUACUCGCGGCUUUCUGCAAACUCAUCAUCUACGACAUCGUGGACAUGCCCGCCGCUGCCGACAUCUUCAAACACUACAUGAAGUAUUAUAAUGAUUAUGGCGACAUCAUCAAGGAGACCCUGAGUAAAACCAGACAGACGGACAAGAUUCUCUGUGCCAAGACGCUCAUCCUCAGUCUGCAGCAGCUGUUCAACGAGCUGCUGCAGGACCAGGGGCCCAACUUGGACCGAACGUCGUCUCACGUCAGCGGCAUCAAGGAGCUGGCCCGCCGCUUUGCCCUCACCUUCGGCCUGGAUCAGAUCAAGACCAGGGAGGCUGUCGCCACGCUGCACAAGGAUGGCAUAGAGUUUGCAUUUAAAUACCAGAAUCCUCGAGGACCAGAGUUUCCUCCUAUCAACCUGGCCUUCCUGGAGGUUCUGAGUGAAUUUUCCUCCAAACUAAUCCGCCAAGACAAAAAGACAGUCCACUCGUACCUGGAGAAGUUCAUGUCCGAGUCGAUGUCGGAGCGUCGGGAGGACGUGUGGCUGCCGCUGAUCUCCUACAGGAACAGCCUGCUGACGGGGGGAGACGAGGACCACAUGUCUGUCACAUCGGGCUCCAGCAGCAAGGCCGGCUCCGUCCGCAGCAAGAAGGGACGGCCGCCGCUACACAAGAAACGCAUCGAGGAAGAGAGUAGUGUCGAGGGCUUGUGGAUGUUGCGUAAUGACACUCUUCAGACACCGGGAGCGCUGCAGACUCCUCAGCUCACCUCAACAGUCCUCCGAGAGAACAGACCAGCAGAACACAUGCCCGACCCGGACUCGGAACCCGGAUCAGAGAACGACUUCGUACACAAUCCUCAGAUGCAGAUGUCGUGGCUCGGCCAGCAGAAGAUGGAGGAGGUGAACCGGAAGGACCGGACGGGCAUGAACUACAUCAAGGCACGCAGCAACCAGGGCGUCCGGCAGACUGUACGUGGGUUGAUGGAGGAUGACGCUGAGCCCAUCUUCGAGGACGUGAUGAUGUCAUCGCGGGGCCAGCUGGAAGACAUGAACGAGGAGUUUGAAGACACUAUGGUGAUCGACCUGCCGCCAUCGAGGAACAGACGUGAAAGAGCAGAAUUAAGACCAGACUUCUUUGACUCUGCAGCAAUGAUUGAGGACGAGUCGGGUUUCAGCAUGCCCAUGUUCUAAUCUGGGAGGAGGCAAAGAUCCCGAUCAGGUCAGAUCAGGAUCCACAUUAGGAUUAAACAGAAAUGGGGGGGGGUGGGGGGGCGGGGUGGGAUUUGGGACAUCUAACCCAGAUAACCUGCCAAUCAAACUCUUAAGAAGAAGAAGAAGAAGAAGAAGAAGAAGAAGAAGAAGAAGAAAAAAAACAUUGUCAAGGUACUUUUCUCUCUCUAUAAGACAUGAUUGAAGGAUGUGUGUCAAGUGGAUCUACUGAUGGAUCCCUCAUUGGCUGGAUCUCACCUAGAAGUGUGGAACGAGGGAUCGGCUCUGUUCUUUCAGGCGGGCCGCAGGGUCCAGGAUAUUCUGCAAAGUCUAGUCCGGAUUAUUCAAGAUCUUCGUCUUGCUCCAAAUCUUCCUCCUCCCCCUCAUUUCCAGCCUGUUGGUUUAGCCUCGCUAGCGGUAGCUCGGAUGGCGCUCCGCCUGAGUAAUCCUACUGCCGGGCCGAUGAGCACUCACAGUUUUUACGGUUCCCUGUUACACAGAUGUACAGUUGUUUGGUUCCGCUCCCGUUUCAACAGAACAGAGCAGCGUAACACUCUGUACAGCCCCCCCCCCCCCUCUCACUCUCCUUCUUUUGGUGUCGCACUUUGAUCCGUCUGGUUAAAUCCAACAUAGAGAGGAUCUCAAAUACUAAGUGUUCUAUAUCUUUGCUCUUAUUAGCAUCCACCAACGCCUCUCCUCUCUCUGUUCACCAUCUGAGUCUGUGCUGGUGCUGGUGUGUGAUGUGUGUUGUGUGUGUGUGUGUGUGUGUGUGCGUGCGUGCGUGUGUGUGUGAUGUGUGUGUGUAUAAAGUUGUGGUGAUGAUGGUUGAGUAGUCGCACAUGCACACUGAGGUCAACAGCUGAAGACCUGGUGGAAGUGGUGUAACUGUCUUGUGUGUGAUGUCAAAGCAAAAGCGAACCCCCCCACACCCCCUUAAACCCAUCUCAGACAGAAGCCUCCACCUUCUCAGAUCUCGGAAACAUUCUGCACUCACACACUCACACACACCCCCUUGAAUUACGGCUUUUUGAAGUUAAAAGGUUUUUAAAAAAAAAAAAAAGACAAUAAACAUUUUGAAUUCUGUAGCUUUAGUACUAAAGUUUUAAAUCCAGUGUGUUUUUUGUUUUUGUCUGUUUGUACAGCUUUUUCUUGAAUAUGUAUCUUGUUUGUUGCCAAAUUGUGGCCUACAUACUUACAGUAUAUUCCAGCCCCUUCCCUUCCACCUGUAACUCAUAUCUAACGGUUACCAAGCUCAGAUUGUUGCUGUGGGAUGCCAGUUUUUAAGCGCUGUAUGGUCUGAUUGUAAUCGUUUCACAGUUUAGUAUUACAGCAGGUUAUCUGUUAGGUUUGUUCAUUUUACAGUUCAAAUCAAGUAACGUUUUUACACCCGCCUUCAGUGUUAACUGAUCCAAGUUUUAAGAUUUGUUGUUAUCAUUGUUCAAAUCCAGUGCAGUGAUGGAUUUCUGUGUCUAACAGAUUUGUUUGAAUGUGUUUUUGAAUGUUUCCAGCCAUAUCGUUGUUCACCCACCGUCGGUUAAUCAAUCAUUUACCUUUUCCUUGGCUGGCUUGGCAGUCCUCCUGUAAAUAUCAGAGACAAUUGGAUCUUUUCUGCAGUGCAGUUGACAUCUGUUGCCCUUAAAUGCUCUAAAAGCCUGUUAUGUUUUUUUGUUUUUUUCUGUGAACCCAAAUUCUUUUUAAUAAAAUAAAAUCUGUAAUCGAUU